UCCCCUUGGUACCACCUCCUACCCACCUCCGAUCAGCACCGUCCCUUGGUCCACACCCUACCCACCUCCGAGCACCGUCCCUUGCACCGUCCCUUGGUCCCUCCUCUCCUACCCACCUCCCGAGCACCGUCCCUUGGUACCACACCCUACCCACCUCCGAGCACCGCCCAUUGGUUCCUCUCCUACCCCACCUCCGAGCACCGUCACCCUUGGUACCACCUCCUACCCACCUCCGAGCACUGUCCCUUGGUUCCACGCCCUAAAUACCCACCUCCGAGCACCGUCCCUUGGUUCCUCUCCUACCCACCUCCGAGCACCGCCACCCUUGGUUCCUCUCCUACCCACCGAGCUCCGAGCACCGCCCCUUGGUUCCUCUCCUACCCACCUCCGCGAGCACCGCCCCUUGGUUCCUCUCCUAACCCACCUCCGAGCACCCGCCCCUUGGUACCACCCUCCUACCCACCUCCCGAGCACCGCCCCUUGGUUCCUCUCCUACCCACCUACAAGAUAUCCCCCCUAGCAACAAUGCCCCCCCCCCGC
Molecule: messenger RNA, 540 nt
Organism: Staurois parvus
Lineage: Eukaryota; Metazoa; Chordata; Amphibia; Anura; Ranidae
Source: the annotation of a GenBank genome assembly